This is a messenger RNA of Cutaneotrichosporon cavernicola, 1275 nucleotides long. RefSeq lists its product as uncharacterized. The transcript is spliced from 4 exons. Gene Ontology annotation, biological process: fatty acid beta-oxidation using acyl-CoA dehydrogenase; fatty-acyl-CoA biosynthetic process. Lineage: Eukaryota; Fungi; Basidiomycota; Tremellomycetes; Trichosporonales; Trichosporonaceae. Gene Ontology annotation, molecular function: fatty-acyl-CoA binding; flavin adenine dinucleotide binding; glutaryl-CoA dehydrogenase activity. The record is from RefSeq and is a predicted model, not a curated record. The coding region runs from base 1 to 1275 and encodes 424 amino acids. Gene Ontology annotation, cellular component: mitochondrial inner membrane.
AUGUCUGCCCUCGCCGCCCUCCGCCCCCUCGCUCGCGCCUCGGUCGCCCGCACCACCGCGGUCCGCACCAUGGCCUCGUCCUCCAAGUUCCCCGUCUACAACUGGGAGGACCCCCUCAACAUGAACUCGCUCCUUACCGACGAGGAGCUCGCUGUCCAGGAGACUGCCCGCAACUACGCCCAGGCCGAGCUCCUGCCCCGCGUCACCGAGGGCUACCGCAACGAGACCUUUGACAAGGACAUCAUGACCGGCAUGGGUGAGCUCGGUCUCCUCGGCCCCACCAUUGAGGGCUACGGGUGCGCCGGUGUCUCGAACGUUGCCUACGGCCUCAUCGCUCGCGAGGUCGAGCGCAUCGACUCUGGCUACCGUUCCAUGAUGUCGGUCCAGUCGUCGCUCGUCAUGCACCCCAUCCACGAGUUCGGCUCCGAGGCCCAGAAGGACAAGUACCUCCCCAAGCUCGCCAAGGGCGAGUGGAUCGGUGCCUUUGGCCUCACCGAGCCCAACCACGGCUCGGACCCCGCCGGCAUGGAGACCACUGCCACCAAGACCAAGGACGGAUGGGUCCUCAACGGCUCCAAGACCUGGAUCUCGAACGCUCCCGCCGCCGACGUCUUUGUCAUCUGGGCCCGUGAGGUCAUUGACGGCCAGAAGGGCAAGAUCCGUGGCUUUGUCGCCGAGAAGGGUAUGGAGGGUCUCUCGGCCCCCAAGAUUGGCCACAAGCUCGCUCUCCGUGCCUCGGUCACCGGCUCCAUCUUCAUGGACAACGUCCAGCUCGGCGAGGACGCUCUCCUCCCCAAGUCGGGCGGUCUCGGCUCCCCCUUCUCCUGCCUCAACUCUGCUCGUUACGGCAUCUCGUGGGGUGUCAUUGGCGCUCUUGAGGACUCGAUUGCCCGUGCUCGCGACUACGCUCUUGAGCGCAAGCAGUUUGGCCGUCCCCUCGCCUCGUUCCAGCUCGUCCAGAAGAAGCUCGUUGACGCCCACGCUACCGCUACCCUCGGUCUCCUUGGCUCGCUCCAGCUCGGCCGCCUCAAGGACCAGGCUGGCGAGUGGUCCCCCGACAUGAUCUCGCUCAUGAAGCGCAACAACUGCGGUAACGCUCUCCAGCAGGUUCGCGUUCUCCUCGACAUCUUUGGCGGCAACGCUUGCUCGGACGAGUACCACGUCGGCCGCCACGAGGCCAACCUCCAGGUCUGCAACACCUACGAGGGAACCUACGACAUCCACGGCCUCAUCCUCGGCAAGGCCAUCACUGGCAUCCCUGCUUUUGCCAACUAG